AUGGCUUCUGUAUGCUUGAGCAAGCACGACAUCAACAUCCUUGAAAAGAUUAAGGACCCCGAGUCGAACCCAUAUGCCGGCAUUGUCCUUGACUCCUCACUACCUCGCGACCCGAAUGUCACAGACUCCAGCGUGUAUGAGCGGGUGAUCGAAAGGGAGCGAGAGAUCAUUCGUUCUAUUCAAAGCCUCGAGGCACAGCUGAGGAGUCUCGGGGCCGAAGAGGCUAAGGAUGUUGCUGUCAAGGGCUAUCAACAAAGCCUUUCAGCAGUCGAGGGCAUGAUUUCUGAAUAUCCCAACUAUGCCAGCGCCAGAAACAACCGAGUCCAGAUUCUCAGGCGGCUAUACGGAGAUGCCAUGCUGCUCUCCGAUACCAAGGACAAUUCUAUGCCUCUAAUCGAAAAACCUGAUCAGUCGGAAAGGAGAAAGGCCGUUGUCACAGCUCUAGGUGAUAUGGAAACCUCGAUUGGACUCCUUUCCCCACCAUCCCCAACGACCCCCAUUUCUCCACAAGUUGCACGUACCCUCUCUAUGGCUCAUACGCAAAGGGCAGCAUUGUAUCUCAGGACAGCCAGACUGUUGCUAAGUCGUUCUUUGGAUAUUGACGAGGCCCUUGAGGAAUCGAGAUGGGAGAGGCUAGACUUUGAGGAGGCCGCAUCUCGAGACCUUGCGUUUGGAGGAAGAUUUGGCAACCCCAUUGCAAAAGGGUUGGCUGUCAGCGUCAACCCAACAGCGAAGCUUUGCGGACAGAUUGUUCGGGAGGCAAUGAAGAAGGAAUAUGGUCCGUCGUUUGGCGAAUAA
Fusarium sp. VM40 is the source of this 798-nucleotide messenger RNA. The record is from the annotation of a GenBank genome assembly. NCBI's taxonomy places the organism in Eukaryota, Fungi, Ascomycota, Sordariomycetes, Hypocreales, Nectriaceae.